AUGAUACCAGAAACAUAUUAUUCCAUAGUCAUUUAUCUCCCCCAAAAUUUGGAAAUUGAAGAAAGCAGAGACGAAAACGAUGAGUUAGAUGAAGAUUUAGAAGGCGACGAGAGCAAUGACGAUGACAUGGAAUUAGAUGAAGAUUUGAAGGAAAAUGAUGUGGAUCAGGACCUGGAUCAAGAUCAGGAUGUAGACCUGGAUCAGGAUAUGGACCAGGGUGUGGAUCUGGAUCAGGAUGGGGACGCGGAAGCCCAAGUUAAAGAACAUCCCAACCGCGUUGAGCAAGUUCCCGUAAAAGCAUCAGACCACCGCCCCUCAGCUUUCUACCCUGAACAAGUACGAGGAUAUCAUCCAACAGCAGUGGACAAGGCCGCAGGGGCAAAAGUAGAUCAGGCGUCUCGUGCGGCUGCCAAGGCCUACAUUGCUGCUCGGGAGAAGGAGGGCACUUUUGUUCGCAGGUAUUUCGUAGCUCCUGAUGCGCUGAUUUCUGAUUCGAGGGCCUCGAAGAAAAGUGCAAGUGCCAUGGUGAAAAAGAGCAAAGUUGACAGUGAUGCGAUGGAGAAAAUUCCAGAUGACUUAGACUCCGCACCUGAAGAUGGUUUUGAUGACGACGACGAAAGUGGGAAGAUAGAAAAACGAGCAUGGAGUAAGUUCCGCCCUCUAUUGGGAUAUUUCUCUAUAUUUCUCUAA
This is a messenger RNA of Lingula anatina, 690 nucleotides long. RefSeq lists its product as uncharacterized. The record is from RefSeq and is a predicted model, not a curated record. Lineage: Eukaryota; Metazoa; Brachiopoda; Lingulata; Lingulida; Lingulidae.